Molecule: messenger RNA, 2864 nt
Organism: Gordionus sp. m RMFG-2023
Lineage: Eukaryota; Metazoa; Nematomorpha; Gordioida; Chordodea; Parachordodidae
Product: fasciclin-2-like
Exons: 17
Coding region: 41-2596 (851 amino acids)
Cellular component (GO): neuron projection
Molecular function (GO): protein binding
Source: RefSeq, a predicted model, not a curated record
AUUUGAUGAAUAAUUUUAAAUAUUCAAAAAUUUAUAAAGCAUGGAAUAUUUUUUGAUUUUAUUCCUAUUAUCUGUAGCACUAUCAAAUGCCCAAGAAAACGGCAUAUUUAUAACCCCGAACAGCCCCAAAAUUUCCAGAAAAUUAGGGGAAAAUUUUUACGCCAUAUGUACCGGUAAUGGCACCCCCAAGCCCUACAACAUAAAAUGGUUUACUCCAUCCGGGGAAGAGAUGACCGACGAAAAUAGAAAGAAUUACGCAGAACACACUGAAGAAAAGGCGCGUGUAUACGUAUACAACAUAAGCCGAGAGGAUGUGGGCGUAUAUACAUGCGUGGCAGAAAUCAGCGGCUCCAAACUUAUGAAAACUAUUGAACUCACUACUUACCAACCGAUAGAAUUUAUACAUGCCCCAGAAGAACAGGAGUUGGUAGUCAAUACGACAUCCAAGGUUUAUUGUUCCGUUAUAGGAGAACAACCUCUCGAAGUUACUUGGCCUCUUGUCGCCGGCAGUACAACACCCAAUGAUAGGGUGUUAUUUCAAGAAGAUGGGUUAUUGAUAAAAUCAGUGCAGCCCUCGGAUGGAGGCCAAUACAUAUGCUUAGCAACCAGCACCGAGUUAGGAACUAUGAUGGAAAAACACAUACGCGUCAAUGUUACAUCUCCUCCAUUAUGGGUCAAUCCUCCUAGCGAUGUUACUGCACAUAUCGGAACUAACAUUAAAGUAUUAUGCCAGGCGGACGGUAAACCACAACCAGAAAUAACCUUUUACAAGAAUUCUGUCAAAAUAUUUAAUGAUUCCAAUUUCCGCAUUAAUCCAAGUGAAGGAUAUAUGCUCAUAAAUGACAUUAAGAAAAACGAUGAAGGCUUUUACAAGUGCGAGGCGGUUAACAGACCAGGAACAAUCAUGUCUGAUUUUAAAAUCAAUUUACUAGAACCUCCUAUUAUCAAAAGAUUUGAUAAUCAUACAGUUAAACAAAACGAAAAUCUUACUGUGGAAUGUAUGGCUGAAGGUGAUCCGUCUCCUACAAUCCAUAUCGUUAAAGAAUCAAAUGAUCAAAAAUCACAAAUACUCGAUGAAAACAAUUCCAGGGUAUCAUUCGAAUCAUUCCUUCUCUCUUCUCAAAUAGUCAAUGCGAUUUUAAUCAUAAAAAAUGUAUCCAGGUCAGAUGCCGGUACCUAUUCAUGUGUAGCUGAAAACAACGCGGGAAAUAGUAGGCAAAACAACUUAGUGACUGUUCAAUACGCUCCGAUAAUCGACAAAUUAAUUAGCAGGAGCGUAUAUUUUUUAUGGGCAGGUCAUUCCAUAAAUCUUACCUGUAAAGCUGAUUCAAACCCAAUGUCCAUCUUUAGGUGGUAUUUUAGAGACAGAGAUCUAACUACCUAUUCCUCGAAAAUUUAUUAUGAUCCUAUAGAUGGAAUAUCUAACUUUUUGGUAGAACAUAAUCCCCGUAUUUAUGGGGAUGGAUGGAGGUGCGAAGCUUCCAAUAUUUACGGCACGGAUCGACAUGAAUUUAUUAUCAAAGAAGCUGUACCACCAUCUCCACCUUCCACUGUUCGCUUUACACACGUAACCCCAACUACCGUCAAUUUCCAAGUAUCCGAAAAUGAAUUAUUUCACGACGAUUUAAAUCCAAUCCUCAAUGUCACGGAUAUAUACGUCAAAUUUAAAACUUUCAAUCAGGCACCUAAUGAUAUUACGAAAAACGAUCAGAUCAAAAAAUUUAUGAUUGGUGGUCCCUACAUCAUAGACAACUUACGGGCUGAUACCGAUUAUAUUUUCACGCUAUACUUCGGAAACGAAGUAGGAAACGGCAAGGAAUCAAAAGAUUUUCACGUAAAAACCUCAAAAGAAAGGGUUCCUUUUUCUCCAACAAUUGUUUCUCCCCCUAAGACAAGUAAGGAAGAACUGGGUUACGAUUUGAUAUGGAAAGAACCCUUAGAUGGUGGUAAACCGGUCUUAGACUAUGAAAUUAAAUGGAUCCAGGGUACAUCAUCUAAAAACUCCACUAAAUUCAAGCCUCAUAAGUCAAAAGUUUACCAAAUUGAAUGGAUAAAAGCACCCAUAAACCAUUUUCGUAUCAAAUAUUUGCUGCCAGAUUCGAUUUACAAAAUAGAAAUUAGAGCAAGAAAUUUAAUAGGCCUAAGCCUGCCAGAUAGUAUUGUCAUCAGAAUCAUGUCAGAUCAAAUAUCUGCACCCUUAGGCCCGGGUGAUUACAAUCCCAGUCACAGGGGACUGACUAAAAUAGCUUGGAUGGCACUGAUUAUUUUGAUUUGCCUACUGGCCCUCUUACUCGUGGAUUUAUAUUGUUACUGCAACAACAAGUGCGGGCUCAUCAUGUUCCUUUCUAUCAAAUUUAGGGGCAAAAAUUACGUGCGAGAGAACGGGGGAAUUGAUCUGAAAUCGCCCAAGGAUAUCGACAAAAAUGACUCAUCAACCAUAUCCUCUACCAAUAGACACGCCUUAAAUAAUCACGGUAAUAAUCACUUGCAACCUUUGAACGAGGAAAAACCAUUUGAAAAUUAUAUGCCUGCUUUAUCCGAAUUUUCUGAAAAUGCACCCAUGAUUUCGACACCAUUAUCUCAAAAUGAAGCUUAAAUCAAAGAAAAUGGACAUGAAGAUUCAUUAAAGUAUUGGAUAUAAAUAUAGCAUUUUAUUUUGUAUAUACACAACUUCACAAGGAAAAAAAAAUCUUAGAAAUAAUCUUUCGCCAUUCCAUAAAUUAUACUCUUUUUAAAACUUAUUUUAAAUUUUUUCGUGUUUUUAACAAAAAAUAUAUAUAUUUAUUAACGUAUACAAAAAAUCUGCUUCAUAGAUCAUCAUAUUAAAAUCAUAGCAUUUUUUUUUUAUUUAAAAACGCUUAUAA